AUGUUCAAGUGCUCAUUUCCAUUCCAUGUAGACAACAUGCAGACCUGUCGUGAUUGGUUGGGAUGCAGUUGGUCGGUGGUCUUUCUGAGAAGGCUUCCUGGUUCGCAAUCUGUGAACACGAAAAAAAUGCUGCCUCGUGUGGCUGUUGCUGCUGCUGCCGGUGGUGGUGUGAGAAGUCCACCUGUGCAGCGAGACAUCGAGGUUCUGAAGUACGCAGAUGCCCGAACUGAGAGUUUCAUUGAAAAAAAAUUUAAAAACAAGAGACACGGAAUCGAAACUACAGCACUCAUCAGCACUGUACGAGCCCUGGGCACCACCUUGCAAUGCACCAUCCCCACCUCCACAUCUCUCUGGAAAGCCUGCCCCAACCAGACGAGGUGA
Molecule: messenger RNA, 381 nt
Organism: Helobdella robusta
Lineage: Eukaryota; Metazoa; Annelida; Clitellata; Rhynchobdellida; Glossiphoniidae
Exons: 4
Coding region: 1-381 (126 amino acids)
Source: RefSeq, a predicted model, not a curated record